AUGAGCGAAGGAGACACGAUAGCAUCCGUCGGUUCUCGCGACUCCGCCUUGGAACGGAGCCCGUCGCCCAAUUCUCCGACCGACGACGGAGUGGAUUCCGUCGAUCCCUUGGCAGAGACCGACGUCGUCCCCGGUGGUAUACCGCGGGCGGAUCUUUUGGCGACUCCGGAACUUGCCGCCUUUUCUCCAUCGAAAGAUGCCAACAAGCCCGACAAUGUGCACGGAAUGGGCUUGCGUCUCGCACUGGAUCGGUCACGAAACUUGAAUCGCUCCAGUCGCCGAGCGGUAGUCUUCUUACUGGACACCGCCACACUGUACGAGAACUACGCGCAGUCACUCGUCAAGGCGACACAGCUUUUGCAGCCGGCCAUUGGACAACAGGCCAACUUGCCGGCUCUGUCCGUCCAGGAGUCCUUGCUCUCGUGGUCCGGAGAAGUACAAAGACUGGCCAAAGCCAUUCGGAGUCGGGCGGCCCAGCCUUUUCAGAACUUUCUGGUCUCACACACUGAAACCGUAUCCGGGGUCCAGCAACGGUACUGGCAGAGCCGCCAAAAAACCAUUCAGCUCCGGCAGAAGGCUCAAUCGUAUCGCUUGCGGUACCUCAAAGCCGCAAACGAAGCGGACCAAGCUCUGGUGGAAUGGAAGGACGAAAACAGACUAGGCGAAUCCACAGACUCGAGCGAGGAAAAACGACCCAAGCGUCUCGAAUCCAAAAUCGAGGAGGCAGAGCGACUGCAAGGGCAAUAUCAGCGAUAUGUUCGUCGAGAGAACGACGCCGUCCGACAGUGUCAGCUUCUCGAAGCAAUGGCUCUCGAAUGCUUACAAAAUGUGGAGGAAGAUCGCCUAUUCAUCUUUGUACAGUGCAUGAUAGAUUCGUUGAUGUUCGAGAAGGAGGCCGUGGAUGAAAUGAUGAUAUCUCUAAAGGAAAGUGCCGAAGACAAGGUAGUUACCGAGACCAUUAUUUCGGACAAAAAAGAGAGCAAGCCUUUCAUGAAGCUUUUGAAAAAUUCUUCGAAUGGACUUUCGCAACUUUUCGACGAUGGUUCAGGCGCGAUGGAUGCCGAUACUUUGGGUUUGCCCGAAGAGAUCGGCCAGCUUCGCGAUACUGUUCGAUCCAAAAUGGCUCUACGCGCAGUUCGCGUGCAGGUGGGACGGGCUUUGUCAUCCUUCUUGGAAAGUGUCGCCACCGCCUCGGCUCGAUUGAGCAACGGGAUCCUUCAACAGCUACGAAAAUUGGACACCAAGUCUGGCGACCCCGACCAAAUUCGUCAAUGUGAAGGUGAGCGAACACUGCGGAUUUGGGACUCUCUGACAACAUCCCUUCAAACAGAAGCAGACGGGGCGAUUUUAUUGGCGAGCUCCUUGCGUACACUCCGCACCGACAAACUUGACGUGGUUGUAAUGUAUGCCGAAAAAUCUACCAAAACAGCCGCCGAUACGGAGGAGAAUAUGUGGAAGCAACUGUGCGAGGCAGCACGAUCGCAAGGCAAAGCCGAAAACCGCUAUCGCCUUUCGGCUGCCCAAUCCGAAAAGGCUCGAGAGCGCGUCCAAUCGGUGGAUAGUGCUGGUGCUAGCGGAGGCAGCGGAAACACGGAUACGGGGCAGUCGCCCAUACGAGGGAAUAGGAAAGUUUCCUCCGUACGAGUGAAUACGAAAGUUUCGAAGGGCCUCGCCAAUAUGUUCUCUAUUCUACCUGAUGGGGGUGAGCAAGCCAUGAAGAUGUUUCAUCCCGGAGCACGUGCAAGCAUUGCUCAGCAAACGUUGGUUGACGCUGACGAAAAGGAGGAACAGCUGCGAAGAACUCUCGAUUUGGCUGUGGAAGCAAGUGCCAAAGCACUAGAAGCAUACCGUCUCAAUUCGGAAGCUUUAUUGUCUCACUAUGGGACGGAGGAGAAGAGUGGGCUGGAUGAAAUGCGUGCAGCUUUGGAGGAGUUUGUAAGCGGAGUCCAGGCCUUUCGCGAAUCGCGCCAAGACUCUUUGACCAAUGCAUUGUCCUGCUGCAGUAAAUUGCAUGUAAAGCAAACAAAGAUUGAUGUACAAGAUUUUGCUAAUUCAAUUCGAAAACAAAUCCAGAAAAAAGCAUCCGAGAGCAAAGGAAUGGAUAGAGAUGGAGGCUUUAUGUUAGCAGAAUGUCUAGAGCAAUUUCAGGCACUUGGAGGAGACAGAGAUGAUGAUGAUAAUAUUGAUGAUGAAUUGUUUGACGAUCAAGAUGGAGAGGUGGAGCAUUUAUCUGAAACACAAAACUUGGACCAUUCCAUUCCCGUUUUGGACCAAGAGAAUGAAGGUAUACAAGACUCUUCUACUGAGCACGAAAACAAGCAGUCGCAAACUUGGCUUCGUCGGCAGCCCUUUGCGCACCCAAGUUCCUUAAGCAAUCUCCCCAACGGAAUAGCGCUUAAAAAGCUUUCUCUUCGAAGCAAUUUGCGCCGACGGAAUCGAAUCCAUAGCGAGCAGCCGAACCAAGAAGUUGAUAUUCUAUUGACAUACUUUUGGUCGGAACCAAUGGAUAUGCUAGCAACACCACAGAUUGCGCUGUCGUUUCCCUGUUCUUUCCGUGAUGGAAGUCAGCGCCUACCCUCUCAGUACGGGCGUGUUUAUCUUACAAAUCGAAGAUUUCUAUUUGUCAGCUGGACGGGAAAGAAGCUUGUUCUGACAUGGCCGGAUGUGCUGGCCAUCAAACUGUCAAAACGAUCUUUCACUGCAAACAAUGAUACUAUUAGGGUCACGUGUCGAAAAGGGAUUGACGAAGAAUCGUACAUGGUUCUCGGUGGAAUAGUGAAUUACGUAGAAAAAUUGGCAACUAUCAAAAGGGCUAGAGCCGAUGCGUUGGCGGCCCUAGAGGAAGUCAAACAUGUAGUAUCGCAUCCGGUGGACAUAAAAGCUAUGGAGGCCACUACAGACGAAGUCCCACCGGAUGAAACUCUCGGAAAAAUGGAAGUUGUCUUGACGAAGCACAUUCGAAAGAUCUCAAUUCAACGAUUCUAUGAUAUAGUCUGGUCGGAAGGCCAAGGGACGACCGAAAAGCCACUCUACCUUCCAUGGCUGGAGCGCGCAUGCCAUGAUAUUGAUAUGAGUACCUGGGAUUUUGCGCCUUGUACAGGAUCGUGGUGCGGAGAAACUUAUGCACAGAAAAGACACAUUAAGUUCAAGAUACGUCGGAAAACACACCUGUAUAUUGGCCCACCGAUUGCAACUGUGAAACAAACGCACUACUGCCGUGUCGAAGGCAACGACAAAUGUGUCUUGGGUAUGACAAUUGAGUUUGAAGGUGUUCCGUAUUGUGACACAUUCGCGGUAGAAGUUCGAUGGGUUGCGAGACGCGAGGGUGUGGAUGACAUCUUAGUGCAAGUGGGUGUUUUUGUAGAUUUCAAGAAGAAUACAUUUUUGAAAAGCAAGAUCCGAUCUGGAACGAUCGAAGAGACAGCGCCAGUCCAUCGCACUCUUUUCGAAAGUGCCCAAACAGCCUGUAUUGCCGCUGGUGGCGAAAAGCCCUCCGAGAACGAUGAAACACUCGUGCUAAUUGAAGCCACUGCAAAAGGAAAUCCGACGGAUAUUUCUCGGGGUUUGCAAAAAAAUAAUUUCUUCAUUUUCGCCUGCUGUGGACUCGUUCUGGCGCUCAUAACUUGGCGAAUCUUCAUUGCACACGUCCGACAAGGUAACCCUGCUUUUGAAGCAGAUUCAUUAGCUUCCAGUGAUGUGACGUCCUUGGGCCAUCGAAUGAAUAGCUUAGAAGUCGAAGUCAAGGCCAUGCAUGAAACGUUGAAGGAAAUCCUCGAAGUCAUAAAGACUCAACAGUAAAUAUAGCUUUCUAUUCCCAAUAGGUU
Molecule: messenger RNA, 3824 nt
Organism: Phaeodactylum tricornutum CCAP 1055/1
Lineage: Eukaryota; Bacillariophyta; Bacillariophyceae; Surirellales; Neidiaceae
Exons: 1
Coding region: 1-3798 (1265 amino acids)
Source: RefSeq, a predicted model, not a curated record